AUGAAGGGCGAGCGCCCGCCUGAGCUGGCGGUCGGAAAAGACAUGCCCAAGCAUACAUCAGGCGCAAACAGCAGCGCCAGCUCGCCGGUAGGCGCCCGCCUGGCCUCGCGGGCCGGCAGCGCGGCGGCUUCGCCCGCGGCCACCCCCUCGUCAGCCAGCUGCCCCCUCAGCACACCGACCCGCGCGGAACGGCGCGUGUUCGCGGCGUUUGGGCGCAGCAGCGGCCCCGCGCGCGCCUCCAGGCUGCAGGGGCCACGGGAAGACGAGGGGCCGAUGCCCAGGUGCUGGCCCAAGAGCCACAGCAGCCGCAAGCUGGACGCUCGGACGCCCGCCCCAGUAGCCGCAGCCUCCAACGCGCCAAGGUUUGCCACCCCACCGGCUGCAGAUCCGGCCAUACCUGUACACGAGCAGCCGGCCGCACAGCAGCAGCAGCAGCAGCAGCAGCAGCAGCAGCAGCAGCAGCAGCCGUUGGCUGAUGCCUUUUGCGCCGGCGAGCGCUCGAUCGCCAGCGGCGCCAGCGAGCAUCUGGCACCUCCACCGAGCUAUGAGGCCGCGCGCACGCUCCCGGCCGCCGAACCGGCCUCUGCUCUUGCGUCCGCGCCUGCGGUGGCCGAAGCUGCAGCCCCAGCACCCGCUCGCUGGCAGCCGCUGCCGGCGGCCAGGUCAAUGGUAUACGAAGUCCAACAUCCAGAUAUGGAGCCGCAUGAGCGGCGCCAGCCGCCGCAGCAGGAGUAUCAGCUGGCAGCAAUGGCGGUUGCAGCGCUAGAACUUCCAGAUCUUGGGGCCCUGAGGGAUCUGACCGCCCACCUGUCGCGGCGCUGGCAGGACGCCGCAGCACGAGCCGACACCGCAGCGGCAGCGGCGGCCGAGGGGCUGGGCGCAGCCGAGGGCGUGGCAUGCGGGGCGGAUGGCGUGCCAUGCGAGGCUGAGAGGAGCGGGGCGCGGCAGGUGCUCGAGCUGCCGAGCGAAAGCGAGGGCGGGUCAGGGUACGAGACCGACACAACAGAUGACGAUGAUGGACAGUCAGAAGCUGGGGCGUGCGGGAACAGCGACGGACGGCCGCAGCUGCAGCCAUGCACCGCAGCUGUUGGCAUCAUCGCUCCGCCGCAGCAGACGUCGCUGAGUCAUGAGGCAGAGCCGCAAGAGACAUUGUACGGCCCCGCGGCAGCUGUGCUGAGCAGGAGCGGCUCGCCCCCGCCCCCACUCUCCCCGGCCUCGCUGGCGGCGAUCGACCACUUCCAGUUUGGCUCAGCGGAGGCCAGCCACGAGGCGCCCUUCGCCGACUGUCCCACGCCGCACCUGGCCGCAGCGUCCGCCUCCUCCGCGGGCAGCAGCUGGGACGGCGGCCCCGCCACCUGCAGGCGCGCGUCCAGCGCGCGGCUGGGUGCGUCGCGCAGCGGCAGCGUGCCGGGGGGCGCGCACGGGCAGUUGUCCGAUGACUUCAUGUCGGCGCUCGCGUCGUUCUCUGGGCGUGGUGGGCGGCAGCUCCUGCCGGAGGCAGAGGCCCUUGCAGCAGUGGCAGCCCGGGCGGGCCUUGACGCGUCGGAGCGGCUUCUGUUUGCUGGCGCGUCCGGCGGCGAGCAAAUCCACACCUUUGUUGCUGCUGCAGCCACAGCCGACUGGCAGCGGCAGCAGCAGCAGCAGCAGCAGCAGCAGCAGCAGCAGCAGCAGCAGCAGCAGCAGCAGCAGCAGCAGCAGCAACCAGAUAUGCCUGUCCAACUUCCUAGGGAGCUGGAGCGCCGUCUCUCGUCGGCGUCGGGCGGCGGUGCAGCGGGGCAGCUACCUUGCAGCUGCUCGCGCUCGGAGGCGGCGACCACUCAAGUGGACGGUUCAUCAGGCGGCCAGGAGGAGCACAGGGUAGGCGACGACAGCGUUUACCACUCUUGUGCCUGCAGCCGCGGCGCCACUGCCGAGGAGGUGGUCGCGUCAGCCGCGGCUGCUGCACGUUCAGUCAGCCCCCUUGACCUACCCCCUGAAGAGGGGGCUGCGGGGGGCGCAGUCAACGCCCCAUCAAUCACCAGCAGUUGCGCCCGCGGCGACGCCGGCGACCAUGGUGGGGCAGGCGCGGACGGCGAAGCGCGGCACCAGAGGCGGGCCAGCUUCCACUCGCGGAAACCGAGCAGCAAUUUCACUCACGAUUGGCUUGUCAUGGCUCCGUCCAGCCUGGAAGCUGCCGCGGCAGGCCACACCCUUUCGUCCGCCACCACCUUGCCAGCAGACGCGGCCCACGAUGCGGUGUGCGGGCGGAGCCAGCAGCCGCAGCAGCUGGGAGGGCGAAGCAGCGGGUCACAGCCCAGCAGGCGCGCGAGCGCGCACUCGCGCCAGGUCUCCAUGGAUGGUUGGGGCGUCGAUGCGCUCUCAAGCAGCGACAUGCUGCUGCUGCUGCCCCCACUGGAGUCGCAGACGUCCUUUGCAGUGCGACAGCAGCAGCAGCUGCUGCAGCAGCAGAAGCCGGAGCAGCAGCAGCAGCAGCAGGAGCAGCAGCAGCAGCAGCAGCAGCAUGAGGUGCCUGGUUUGACGUGUGGAACUGCGGCAGACACAAACGACUCGGACGUGUCAGUUGCCGUCCACAGCAACAGCAACAGCAACAACGACAGCGCGAGCGCGUGCAGCGCCGCGAGCCCGCGCUCCCCUGCGUCGACCAGCUCCCCAACCAGCGGCAUUCUGCGCAUUGCCAGCAGCGCCACCGCCGUCGCGGCACCGCCGGGUCGCGAUGUCGUGGAGUGGCGGGAUUCAGCCCUCUGGGAGGAGGCGCCGGCGGCGGCGCAGGCCGGGCCGGGUCACGGCAGGCAUGCACGCACGGCGUCAGACCUGCUCUCCGCCCUCGCCGCCACCAGGGGGGGCGCGACGCGGCAGCGCCCGGCCCGCCGCCGCAGCCACGGCAGCCGCGCGUCUCCCAGCGCCCCGGCCGGCCCGCGCGGCCGCCGGCGAGCCACGGUGUCUGACGGCUGCCCGUUCGCCCAACGCAGCACCAGGGACGGCGGCUGUGCGGAUGGGUUCGUCGUCCCUGCAGCUGAGGGAGAUCUGGUAGAGCUACCGCCGGAGCUGCGCACGUCGUUGUCGCGCCUGGCGGGCUCUGGCGCGCUGGGCCAUGCCGACCGCCGCCAGUCGAUGGAGCUGACCAUCUCGCUGGCAUCAAUCGACACGGCGGCUGUCCAGCAGCAGCGCCAGCCGCGGCAAACGCGGGAGGACCCGGGGCUGAGGCCGGCGGGGGUGGCCGCGGAAGUGGGACAGGCGUCCUGCAGCGACGGCGCUGGUGGUGCGGCUGCGGCGGGGGCGGACAGCCUCGAAGGUGCCCCGAGCGCUGUGGUCGAGCAAGCACCAGAAGAACUGGCGGCUGAGACCCUGUCGCUACGGCUCCACGCUAACCAGACUGGCGGUUGGCGUGACCUGUGGACGCGCCGCCGCAGCUCAGGCGGUGUGGCGGGGCCGUCCAGGUGGGAGGGGCCCGCACACCGGCCCAGCGACAGCAGCAGCAGCUACGGCGAGGACUCCAGCAGAAGCACCAGCGGGGACAGCAGCUGUGAUGAAGAUGGUGGAAUCAGUGACGGCAUCCAGCUGCCGGAAGGUGAUAUCAGGUUGGCGUCUGGGCCCUCGACGGCAAUGCAGGAGCCCUGCAGCUUCUCAAGCCCUCAGCCACACCCUCAGCAGCAGCAGCAGCAGCAGCUGCAGCAGCAGCAGCCAUACGGGACACUCCACAUCAUCCAGCUGACGGAUGCCAGUGUUGAGGGUCUGCUCCAGCUGGCGCUACACAAGCGGCGGCAGCUUGAAGGGCAGGCGCCCCCUGGCUGUGAAAGCGCCGUGUCAUCGCUGCUGCAGGCGCCACAGGACCGACUUGAAGGCAGCUUUGCCAGGCUCUCUGCCCCAGAUGCAGCACUGGCUGUGGCCACCCCUGGGGAUGUUGGCGCAAAUGACGGCAAGAGCAGCAGCAACAGCAGCAGCAGCCGCAGCCGCUGCAGCAGCCGCAGCCGCAGCAGCAGGAGCAGCAGCAGGAGGAGCGGCGGUGGCGGUGGCCGUCUGGAAAGCUCAAUGGCCGCUUGCGCAGAGGCUCCAGCUGCAGCCCAGCUGCCACCACCCCAUGCGGCGCUCGCUGCGGCGCUCGCACGCCGCAGGCAGCAGCAGCUUGCGGCAUCUCAUUGUGCGCUGCCGCAUCUGCUGCAGCGAUCGGUGGGUGUGCAGAGGCAGGAGGAUGUUCCCUGGGAAGCGCGGGAUUUUGGAGGCCAACCACUUGAGUCUCAGAGGCAGGACAAGUUGCAGCCGGGGGUGGUGGUAGUCACAGAGCAGCGUCAGGAGCAAAUGGAGGAGGAGGAGGCGGAGGAGGACGAGGAGCGGCAGGAGCAGCACGGUCAGCAGCAGCAGGGUCAGCAGCAGGAGGGGCACCAGCAGCAGGGGCAGCAGUAUGUGCAGCAGGAACAGGAGCAGCAGCGGCAAGAAUGCGACCUGGGGGAGCAGCAAGAGCAAGAGCAGCAAGAGCAAGAGCAGCAAGUGCAGCACUGCAAGAUGGCCGAGCGGCCCACAGCCUCCAUCCGCGACCUCGUCUCACAGUUUGAGCGCCACGCGGCCGCGGCCGCUUCCUUUGCCAGCGGGGCAGGGGCGGGUGAGGUCGUUUCCGUGGGCGGGGCCGCCGUAAUCGCCGCCCUCAUCUCCGCAAAGGUCCGCGCCGCGGCCGCCGCCGCGGACACAGGCGGCAGGCGCGAGCUGUCGACGCUAGAGACGCCUGGCGCCUCGGCCCCUUGCCAAGGGGUGGGUCUGCCGGCGACGCCGCCGCCUGCAGCACUGUCGGGGGCAGGUUGCCAGUGCAGCGGUGGCGGCUUCGCAGGCAGCGACCGCCGCGUCUCGUGGGCUGUUGAUGAGGAGCAGAGCGCAGCCUCUGAUGGUGGGGUCGAGGCCGCAGGGCCGGGGCCUGCGCUGCCGCUGCUGCGCCACAAGACGGGUCAAGGCUUCAGUGGCGGCGGGGGCAGCAGCGGCGGUGCAGCGGUCGAGGGCGGGCAAAUUGCGGCUCACUGGCCACAUGGGCGUGGCAGCGCAUUAAGCAGGGAGUGCUGA
Monoraphidium neglectum is the source of this 5046-nucleotide messenger RNA. RefSeq lists its product as hypothetical. The transcript has a single exon. The record is from RefSeq and is a predicted model, not a curated record. Gene Ontology annotation, cellular component: nucleus. Bases 1 to 5046 code for a protein of 1681 amino acids. NCBI's taxonomy places the organism in Eukaryota, Viridiplantae, Chlorophyta, Chlorophyceae, Sphaeropleales, Selenastraceae.